GUUCACGCCACAGCUUAACAGCCGAAGACAACCAAAGCUCUCUCUCUCCCUCCCUCUUUUUUCUUUUUCUUUUUUUUUUCCCGGAAAAUAAUUUCUUCGCAUGAAAUUGGAGCAAAUUCAUCGGAGUUUCGUCAACGAAUAAUUCGCCGUCUUCUCGUCCCCUCCAGAUUUUGAGCAGACCUCCGCCAUGCCACGAGAGCUUCGAUUUUAGGUCUCUGAGGCGGAUUACAGAAACCCUAGGAUUUCACCGCCAUGGAAAUCGUGGAAUCUCGUUCGAAUGAUGUUGCCGAGAGGGAAGGAAAGCGAAUCCAGAAGGACAGUAGCAUUCGUGUGAAGAGGAAGACUUUGCAGGCUGUGCUCGAGGAGUGUCAGAGAGCUCUGGAGUUGUUAAAUCAGGCCGAUGUUAGUCCUGACGACGACUACGACAACGCCGCCGGAGAUGAUGGCGGCGAUGGCGUCGGAAAUCGUGAUGGCCCACCGGAGGAGGAAUCGAUCGGGGAAGAAGAAUUGUCCUCAUCUGAUCGUGGAGAUCCUGAAGCUGAUGAAUUGUAUGAUCUCAUCAAAUCUAGAGUUGAAUGCCGUGACUUUCUCGAAAGGUUAGAAUCAGCUCAGGUCUCAGUUCCACAGCAUGUAACUGAUGGUAGCUCUUGGGAUGUAGUUAGUGAAGAUGAUCUUUGGGGUGAGAAAAAUACGGGUCAACCCGAGGAAGAUUAUGUGCUGGUUAAGCAAGAAGAUAUAGUAGAUGGCAUUGCAAGUUUUAUGGCUACAUAUCUAUUAUCCCUUAAGCAGACAAAGGACUUGACCCCUGAUCAGCUUCAGAAAGCCCUCGGUAGGACGUUUUCAGUGAAGAAGAGAAAGGGAAAGCUCCGAAGAGCCUGGGAUGGGAGUAAAGUCGUUUACAACGUAGCAUCAUGGAGCGCAACUGUUAUAGGGAUAUACCAAAACCCGGUAAUCCUCAGGGUUGCCUCGAAGGCCUUCUGGGCAUCGUGUCAGGUCAUAUCUAAGCUUGUCUGAUUGAUACAGACACUUGCAGAAUGGACUUCAUCUUCAUGCCUGAAUUUGCCUAUUCGGGUUUGUACUACUUCGUGGUGCUGAUAAGAUACAGCCUUAGAUUCCGCAAUGUUUUCAUAACUCUUAAAUUUAUUCAAUGUUGGUAUGAUCUCUCUGUAAAUAGCAUCCGUUUCUAUAUGAGCACGCGGGUUAUGAUUUGGUCGUAUCAGAUGAAAUGGCACGUGUUCGGAUUAUACACCAUACUGUAAUGGCAGAACAUCAAAAAGGCUGUCUGAAGA
This is a messenger RNA of Tarenaya hassleriana, 1289 nucleotides long. RefSeq lists its product as uncharacterized. NCBI's taxonomy places the organism in Eukaryota, Viridiplantae, Streptophyta, Magnoliopsida, Brassicales, Cleomaceae. Bases 253 to 1014 code for a protein of 253 amino acids. The record is from RefSeq and is a predicted model, not a curated record. The transcript has 6 exons.